UAACAAGAAAGGUUGGUACAGCUUCUCUGUAUUCUAACAGAAGCGAUAAAUGACCAAUGUGAUUUUCACCCGUAACGUUAAUUUGAAGGGCUUCGUUUUUGUGAUCAAAAGACUGACUUGGAGACAUGGUAACGUGAUACAAGGAAAACGGGCUAGCUAGCUGGCUAAACAGGACCCUCGUUUGGUUUGGAGCAUUUCUUGAGAAUAUCUCAACUCAACGAUGUCUACUUCAAAUUUCAAGAAUAAGUGUGUUACGCAAGUCAACUGUGUAUACUGUGACAGUCUGCUGUGUAUGAGGGGCAUGAAAGCAGUACUUUUGGCUGAUACGGAAAUAGAGUUAUUCUCAACCGACAUACCCCCAAAUAGGACUGUUGAUUUUGUGGCAAGCUGCUAUUCCACUGAAAGCUGCAAAUGCAAGUUAAGAGACAUUGCUUGCUUGAAAUGUGGGAAUGUUGUGGGAUAUCAUGUGGUGGCCCCAUGCAAGCCCUGUUUGCUCUCCUGCAACAAUGGUCACUUCUGGAUGUUCAACAGUGAAGCUGUGUCCACCAUCAAUAGACUGGAUGCAACAGGGCAGAACCUUCUGCUGUGGGGUGAUCUACCAGAACUGGAGGACAGCGACGAUGAGAGCCUGGAGAGUUUCUCAGAAGAAGAGUACCUCAGAUAGAAACGCACAUGGCCAAAGGAAGUAGACUCUGACGGUAGCGAACUACUUUGCUUUCACUCGCACAGAUCUCCGUUUAAAGCACAUUGUCUUGUCUUUAGCUGACUGGGAAAAGGCAAAAGUUCAAAAAGCUCUUUAUCAUAGCUUGAUUCAUAUGCAUUCUUUUGCUAUUUUCUUUUAGCAUCUUCUAAGAUUAGUUUGAGUAUUUCAAAGUGCCACUACCAAAGAAACAUGUUUCUGUUUUCUUUGCUUUAUGGUCACAGUAGCACAGUACGUGAUGACUGGACUUUAAGAUUUAUGAUGUUAGCCUUGUGUCUUUAUAGAGCAUUCACAUAUUUU
Molecule: messenger RNA, 1000 nt
Organism: Pimephales promelas (fathead minnow)
Lineage: Eukaryota; Metazoa; Chordata; Actinopteri; Cypriniformes; Leuciscidae
Product: protein FAM72A
Cellular component (GO): cytosol
Source: RefSeq, a predicted model, not a curated record